Mauremys mutica (yellowpond turtle) is the source of this 2749-nucleotide messenger RNA. RefSeq names its product cell wall biogenesis 43 C-terminal homolog (gene CWH43). NCBI's taxonomy places the organism in Eukaryota, Metazoa, Chordata, Testudines, Geoemydidae. Gene Ontology annotation, cellular component: endoplasmic reticulum. The record is from RefSeq and is a predicted model, not a curated record. Gene Ontology annotation, biological process: GPI anchor biosynthetic process. The coding region runs from base 355 to 2469 and encodes 704 amino acids. The transcript has 17 exons.
GCAAGGGAGGCUGGUGUACCUUGGGGAAAGGCAGCAGGAAACAUUGAAUGAUUUCUGCAGAAUUCCAGGCUCCUACCUGUGGUCAAUGUGACAACUUAAUGGCUUGCACAAGAUGGGAUGCUGCCACCGAAAUAGCAGCAGUAGUGUUUACUCCCUAUUACGCCAGAUGGUGCUGUUGCGCUCAGCCCUCCUCCUGUUGCCUCUUCCAGGGGAGCAGGCUCGCAGCAGGUGGUGCUGGCACUCAUAGAGCAGCAGUCAGCUUGGAGGAGGCUUAGCUGUUGAGCUGCAUUUUUUUCAGUCACUAGGGAGAUAACCAGUUUCCUAAAAGAAAGAAAAACAUCUUUUUCUGGAGUGAUGUUUCUCAUUUGGAAAGAAAUUUUGAUGGAAACCUUAUUGGGCUACAUUUCCUGGUCACUCUACCAUGCUCUUCCACCCAUGAUAUAUUACUUUCCUCUACAAAUAUUGGCACUUAGUGGUUUGGAAGCUUUUGCUGUUGCUUUCUUUUCUCCAGUAUUAUUAAUAAUCAGUCCUUUAUGGAAACUGGCGAACAACAAGUACAUCCUAGCUUUGCUAAGGCUGACUAUGGUUGGAAGUGUAGCUUCAUACCAAGCUCCAAAUGCUACACUCCGAAUACUGAUCUUGGCUCCAGGUGUUUGUUCCUCUCUCGUGGUUCAAACAGUAACAUGGUGGUCAGGAAACAAUUUACAAAGGUACAACAGGAUCUGGGGAUUCAUACUAGGGAAGAUUCUUCUACUGGUGCUCCGAAUCUGGUAUACUUCACUAAACCCAAUCUGGAGCUGUCAGACUGCCAACACCAUCAUAUUGAUGUUGGGUUUCAUAGCAGCUGUGGAGCGAAUUUACGCAGGCACAGAUAGUUUGAAGCAAGAAGCAAACAAGACUGGUGAUGCAGCAAAAGAAACCAUUCCUAGAUCUAACUGGCUUUUGUCAGGAGCGGCUUUUGGCAGUCUGAUGUUCCUCACAUUAUGGAUUUUUGGAGAGGUCUCACUCGUUUCUAGGUGGGCUGUGAGUGGACAUCCAUACCCUGGGCCAGAUCCUAAUCCAUAUGGAGGUGCAGUUCUGUUGGGACUGGCCCAUGGAGUGAUGCUUUCCUUUUUGUCUUUGUCUUCUAUCACCAGUUUUGUUUGGUGUCUUACAGGCAUGGCAUCUGCAGCUGGUCUCCUUUACUUAAAGACCUGGGGUGCAGCUAUAGCAGGCAACAUUCUUGCUGUCUUUACCAUGUGUAUGUGGCCUCGACUGACUGGACGUUUUGUUAGCUGUCUGCAUCCUGGAAAAGCCAUGAGUACAGCCAUGUUUGUCUAUGUCCUAGAGAUAUUCUUUUGUGUGUGGUGCACAGCUUAUAAAUUUGUACCAGGAGGAAUUUAUGCUAGAGAGAGCUCCCACCUUCUUUUAGGAGUUGUCAUGUUGUUUGUUGGGCUAGAUGAACUUAUUGGCUCCAGGAAGAACCUUAAUUGUAUAUUUCAAGUUAAAAGUAGCCAUAAGCCACUAUUCAAACAAAGUGAAAAAUAUAUCAAACUAUUCUUAUGGCUGUUUGUUGGUGUGGGUUUGCUAGGAUUAGGACGGCGAUAUAAAGCUUAUGAGAAGAAAUUAGGCCAAGGGCCUUCAACAAGAGACUUCUCUGCUGCAAUCUGGCCUUUCAGGUUUGGAUAUGACAAUGAGGGGUGGCCAAACCUGGAAGGUUCAGCAAUUCUGCUUAAUCAAACAGGUGCAGAUUUUAUUACCAUUCUGGAGAGUGAUGCCUCUAAACCGUUCAUUGGGAACAUUGAUCCAACCAUGUGGUUAGGAGAAAAACUGGGUUUUUACACCGAUUUUGGUCCAAGCGCAAGGGAUCACACGUGGGGGAUUAUGGCUCUAUCAAGAUACCCAAUUGUGAAAUCCAGCCAUCACCUUCUCCCAUCCCCUGAGGGAGAGAUUGCACCAGCCAUCUCCAUGACUGUCAACUUCACUGGGAAACUGGUGGAUUUUGUUGUUGCUCACUUUGGAAAUGAAGAAGAUGACUUGGACAGGAAGCUCCAGGCUAUUGCUGUUUCAAACCUGUUGAAGAAUAGCUCUCAACAGCUUGUAUUUCUAGGAUAUAUCACUUCAGCUCCUGGAUCCAGAGAUUACAUAGAACUAAUUGAAAAUGGCAAUGUUAAGGAUAUUGACCGUACGGAUAAUGACAGGUGGUGUGAUUAUAUCAUGUAUCGUGGACUAAUAAGGUUGGGUUAUGCCCGCAUUUCUCAUGCUGGCCUGAGUGAUUCAGAAGUUCAGAUGGCCAAAUUUAGGAUCCCAGAUGACUUGGAUAAUUAUGUUGACAAUGACGAAAUCAUCACUGACCCUAGCCAAGUUCCUGAGGACAUCCAUUUCAACCCAAGGUUUGGAUCCUACAAAGAUGGACAUAACUACGAACAUAUUCAUCAUUUUCAUAUGAGUACUCCCAAGUAUUUUAAACAGACUAGAAUGAGGAAAUAACACAUCAAUGUGACCAGAAAGUGAGGUCUGUAGAUUUAAAUCAAACUGCCAGCCAACCAAAACUACACCUUUUAGAGACUGAGUAUCUUCCAGGCUACAUAAUAUUGUCAAUGUCUUGCAAUAUGUGAUGACUAAUAACUUAUGCAAUUGUAAAACCUUUUCUUUAAGGUUCACUCUCUUCAUUUUUUAAAGAAAGAAAUUACCAAUCAAAAUAGUAAUUAAUGUGGGAGGGAGGGAAGGUUUUAUUAGGGUACACCCAGACUACCCGCCGGAUCGGCGG